Rhodamnia argentea is the source of this 2237-nucleotide messenger RNA. RefSeq names its product zinc finger CCCH domain-containing protein 34-like. The record is from RefSeq and is a predicted model, not a curated record. The transcript has 4 exons. NCBI's taxonomy places the organism in Eukaryota, Viridiplantae, Streptophyta, Magnoliopsida, Myrtales, Myrtaceae. Bases 213 to 1826 code for a protein of 537 amino acids. Gene Ontology annotation, molecular function: metal ion binding.
ACGUCCAUUCGUUUCGUCGGCGAUCGGCGACCGAACUGCUGCUCUACCUCGUCUCCCGUCAUCGUCGUUACCCCGAUUCUCCAUGGAAGUUCUCUGAUCAGAAGGUGGACCGCACUGCUACUGCGACCUUCAUCAACCUUCUGUAGGCAUCUACCUACCGGAGGAGUCGUCGGCCGACUCUCGGCCGAUUCCCUUUUUUUUUCUCUUCCAGAAUGAGCGAAGGGACGCAGAAGCGGAACACCGAUUGCGUCUUCUACCUGGCCUCGCCUCUCACCUGCAAGAAGGGGCUUGAUUGUGAGUACCGUCAUAAUGAAAUCGCGAGGCUGAACCCAAAGGAUUGCUGGUAUUGGUUAGCUGGAAACUGUCUUAACCCUACUUGUGGCUUCAGACAUCCUCCACUGGAUAAACUUUCUGAAGUAUCAUCUGAAUUACAUAUGCCACCUGCAAAUAAGAUCAGCACUCCUUGUUACUUUUACUAUAAUGGGUUCUGCAACAAAGGUGACAGUUGUACCUAUUCUCAUGGAUCUGACUGUGGUAGAUGUGCCGCGGUAUCUUCAAAAGAAAUAUUGAAAGUAAACAAUGCUCCUUUCUUAGAUAAGAAGGCAUCCACUGGGGAUGGACAUGAUGCCAAUUUAUCUUCGUGUAAAGAAUCUAGAAUGACAAAAGUGACACCGUCAGAAUGGAGGAUCACUGAUAGAGAUGAUUCUGCAUCAGCACCACUGGAGGAACAUCUCAAUUUGUCGGGAACUUCUCCAGCAGCAGGGAAUUUGAGUUGUCUAUAUAAGGAAGAAAUCCAAAAUGUAUUGAUUCAAGAACGCUUACAGCUGAAUGACUCUCCCCAGGAUUCCGUGUCUGAAUGUGAAGAAGAUGCUGAAACUGGGUCUGAAUAUAUGCCUACUGCAGAAGGUCUUACUCAAAGCAGGUCGCAUAGGUACCCAGAUUAUGGUUCAGAGGGACAAGUGGAAGACCAUGUUGUGAGAGAGGGAUACUGGGAAUCGCAUAUCCUGGUGAAUGGCGGAUCCAAGAGCUUGGCCGUCCAGGGUAAUCAAAAGUGUUUCCUGGAACUUGAUCCACAGUAUAGGCAUUUCGAUAGCCAUGUCUCUGACUAUGAUUUGGGUGUUUCAUCUGAGCAUGAACCCAUGUAUUCCGAUGCAGAAAAUUUAUGUGAAUAUGAAACUUAUGAUUCUGACAAUGACUCACAUUUUGACCGUAGUUCUAAUGAUGUCCGAAGUUUAUCUGUCCGGUUUAGGGAGACUGCCUCAGAUGUUAUGUUCUCACGUGAAAGAGAGAUGCCGCGCGUGGAACUCACACAUGAUGACCGCCAUGAUUUGGAUCUCUGUAGGCCCCUUAGGGAAAACAAUACAAUUGGUUCAUUUUCCCGUAUACCUAGAAGGCAUGGCUCAUUUCAUCUGGGUGUUCAUAGACAGGAAAGGCUUGUGCUGGGUCGGAGGAUGCAGGGGAGAUUAGCAUUAGUAGGGAAGAAUGCCAUCGAAUCAUUUCGAGACAAAGAAAAGUUUCCUGAUGGCUUUAGAAGGCAUGGUUGGGUCAGGCACAGAGAAAUGGUUAAGUUUAGGGCACACUGUAAGGAGAAAAGGCUGCCUAAAUGGUCGACUCAAACAACCAAAGCUUCAAGAAAACCACUUUCAAGGUGGCGGCAAUCUGCUGUGGACUCUGCUUCUUUUUCCAGUCCCAAGACUCUUGCACAGAUCAAAGAAGAUAAGAGGAGAGCUAAAGAGAUUCGGGUUCUGUCAGAUGUUCUGUGCAUUGCUGUGAUUCUGAGGUUGCUGCAGAAGAUGAAUGAGAACCCUUUUCCAAUUUUUUGGUAAGUGAAAAGUUGGGAAAAAAUGGUCUUUAAGUGAAGCAUUCAGCAGCUCAACCCGGUAAUUUACCAGAUCUUGCGUGCAGCGCUUAUCGCGAAUCGCUUAUUUGCUGUCAAGUGUCUCGUCUCUGUAUCGAAUUUGCCUCUAGGUAACAUACGUCUAUUGCGCUGACUCGUAUUGACAGGAUACGUAUUGAUGUUCGACUUCCUUUGAUGCCUGUAUUGCUUUGCCACUGAAUGUUUGCUAGAUCAGAUGAGAAUUUCACUGUGAGGGAUUGCUCAGUGAAUCGUCCAAAUAUCUAUAUGAGCAUCUGAAGGCCGUUCGUGAAUAUGAAAGAAUUACACCUACACCUUAUUUGUAGAAUAGUAAAUCUUUAAUAGAUUGAUGCGAGUCUGGUGGUUUCUCUGUGUCCAUCUC